CUUGAAGUGUAUUUUUUAUAAAGAAAAACGUAAAAAAAAAAACUUAACAGUUUCUAACAGUUUAUGAGAAAAAAAUAUUUAACGGAAUUUUUGUUAGUGUUUUAGAUCAUGCUAUUGUUUAAUUGCCCCGAAAAAUGUCUGUUAACCGUUAUCUCGUUAACAGUUACUAUUUGUACUAUGUGUGAUCAUGCAACAUGUUUGGAAUCUGUAAGUAAAUAUUGUUUUACAACCCAAUUUUAAGUUUAGAUAACUUAGACAGUGGUGUUUCGAAGUUUAUAUGGAGGUAUACGGCGUAUACGCAUUUACCAUUAGGUGAAUAAGUGUAUAUCAUGUAAAAAUAGUACGAAUACGCAGAUAAAACUUAAUUUAAUUUUUUUUUUAUGUGCAUAUAGCAUGUACCUACAUGACAUGAGAUUUAAAACUUAAGCAACCUAUAUUCUGUACAGUUAUUAUUUUAUGACAUUUAUCAAUUAUCUAUAAAUAUUAAGUUACAACUAUACAACAAAAAGGUUAAACAGGAUUGGUUAUUACAUAAGGUAUUAGAUAAAAUUUGUUAUCUUUUAUGCGAUUAAAGUUUCAUGUUGUUACUAGAAAAAAACAUGUCCACAGACUAGAAGAAAAAAAAAGAAAGAAAUAAACAUCUUAGUAAAACCAAUAGUUCCCUUGCUACGCUCGGAAUCUUAAAUUAGAUUUGAUCCACAUAAUUUUUUACUCGAAACGAUUAUCGUUUUAAAAAUUUGACCAUAUCUAGUCUUUUAGAAACGGUAAAUAUAAGUUUUCUGUCCAAAUUUCAAUUCCAUAAAGUUGAUACUAAUAUUUUAAACUGAAUUUCACAAAAAUAUUAAAAUGUCUAUAAAAAGUUUAAAAAUGGCUCAAAUGAUUUGAAAAUUUUUCUUUGUUUAGAAAAGGCAAAUAUAAGUUUGGUCGAAAUUUCAAAGCUCUACGAAUAUUUCUCAUUAAAUUAAAAAUAAUUAUAAAAGCAUUAUAUUCGUAAAUUUCCAGUUUUUUUUUUACCUUUUAUCCUGGUUUUUCCAAGAUACCGACCAUAAAAACCGCUUGAUAAAUCAAAAAAUAACCUCCCAAAAAUACCAUCUGGACAAUAUUUCCUUUUAAAAUGUUUGCAACGUGUAUAUAUCGGAGAAAGAUUUCUAGUAGAAUUUUUGUACACAGUAUAAAAAAAUAAAUAAAUAUCUUUGUAAAACCAAUACAUACUUCGCUACACUCAGAAUUUAAAAUAUACAAAACUGGAUAACAAGAAAAUUAUUUAUUUAGUCUUUUAGAGUUUACGAAUUUUUCAAUGUACAAUGUAAGUCUUAUAAAAUGUUUUUCGCUAAGUUAUUUGGAAACUGAUAAAUUUUGUACUUAUAAAUUGUGUUAGUUGUGUACUGCAUUAGUUUGAUUUCGUGCUGCACGUCGUCGUACUAUUUACUAUUUAAGGCCCGGUUAUAGAUACCAAGUUGUUAUAGACACUAAGUGGAGUGGGAAAUGUGUUUUUUCCAUGUUGUUAAUUUUUUUUUUUGUGAACAACUUUUUUCCCUGAAAUUAUAAGCCGAUAUUGACUAUAUUUUGUUCAGCUAUAAUAUUUUUUUUUUACUCUUAAGAGUUCAUAUUGAUCACAUAGUACCUCUCCACGCUGGAAUCUAUGUUUUAAAUUGAUAAUUUAUUUUAUGAAAUAAUACCUUCUAACGUACUUAUUUACUUUGCGUGUUUUAAAUUACUAAAUAUAUAAGUAUAUCCGAUUAUUCCUCCCAGUCCCCUACUGAAUAUUGCAUAAUCACUGGCGUGUCGGACAUAAUACCUGAAAUCCAAAUGUAUUCUAUUAUUAAUAAAAAGAGAAAUAUCAUAUAGGUAGGUACGUGUACAAGUUCAUUUUUAAUGAACUAGACUAUUAUGGUUUACGUUAUAUAAACCUUUAUAUAGAUUUAUUAGAUAUUGUGACCAAAAUAUAAAAAGAUAUCGCAACAUGUAGAACAAAAAUAUAGUAUGUAAAUAAAAGCGGUUGGUUUUCAAAAAAUGUUGAGAAAUUAAAUAGUGCAUUGGUUUAAGUGAAUAAAAAAAAGUGUGUCGCCCUACACCGAUUUCUUUUCGGAUAAGCCACUACACUUAAAAAUCGGAGCACAAUCUCUUGUAGGAAUGUUGUCUAUAGAUAAAAAAAUAAUAAACAACUUUGUAAAACUAUAAGUUUUAUCGCUCCACUAAGAAUAUAAAAAUUCUUCUUAAAAUACCUAAUGUAUUAUGAUUAUUAAUUUGUCAGAAUGUCAGUAUUGAUUAUUUUAGUUAUUAAACUUAAAUGUAUUGAUAUUACACCAUAUUACUAUUAACAUAUUUUUUAAUCAAUAGCAUAAUUGAUAUGCGAUUUUAAAUUUUAAUGACUCGAAAUCAUCGAUCUUUAUUUUUUCUUCUUUUUUCUUUUAUGUACGUUUUAGAAGAUUAGAAGGUAUUAAAAACAAAAAUCACUAUAUCAAUAUAAUUUAUAUGUUUAGAAUUGCUACCAAAUGCUUAAAAAGUAACAAAAUUACUAGGCGUAAUACAUAUACAGGCUGUCUCACGAAGAUAUACCUCUUAAAUAUCUCCGAAGAUAAUAAAGAUAAUCAAAUUUUUUUUUUUAUAUUACUCACAAGGAUAAUAUUUGUAAUAUUUAUAUUUGAAUUAUAUUUAAUACAAAAAUUGAAAAAAUGUAUUGUUUUAAUUUUUUGGGAAAAUUAAAAGGUAGCAAUUUGGUAGAUUAUAUUUUUCUAAAAAAAUUAAUGUAUCAUACAUUCAUAUCCAAUCAAUAGUUUCUUAAUAAUAGCCGUAUCAAUUUACCAUGAUUUACGUUGUAUUAUGACUAUAAUUCGCUAUCGCGGAAUGUGAUAACUCGUUUAGUCGUUUUUCACACCUUUUUUGUAGAUAUUAAAACAGAUAUAACUAAGAAACUAUCGAUCGUACAUAAAUGUGUGAUACAUUAAAAUGUUUAAAAUCAUAUGUAUUCUACAAAAUGGCUAACUUUAAUAUUUUUUUUAAAUAAUAAAUAAAAAGUAAUUUAUUAUAUAUUUGUAGUCUUUAUUCCUGUGAGUAAUAUAAAAAAAACAUAAUUUGACUGUCUUAUUAUCUCCGGAGAUAUUCAAGGAGUAUAUCUUCGUGGGACAGCCUGUAUUAUCAUAAAUAUUAUGACGAAUUUCACGCCUUAAGGUCCGACUUCGUAUUAGAACUACGUUAACGUACCCAAUUAUUAAUUUUUAUAAUCGGCUACAGUUUGAAAAAUGACUACUUAACGUUACUAAAAUUUUUACUAGGCCCAGACCUCGUAAUUAACGAGAUUAAAUGAACUUAUCCGUUCAAAGUUCAAAAUAUAUGAACGAAACGUGAAUUAAACUUUUUGAAUUAAGCCAAUAUUUUUAAUGAACUUGAACUUUAAUAGGGUCGUUUAGUUGGAAACAUUUAGAUUCCGAAUUUUACAUUGAGAAUUCAGGGCAAUAAUUUAAGCGAUUAUGUAAGAAACACAGAAUGUAAAAUUACAGAAAUACAUUCUACUGUGACCGUCUUCUUGAGAUUAUUAAAAUAGUAGUAUAGUACAUACUUAAUAGAGAAUAGGCCCGGAGCAGUAUAGUACAUACCUAAUAUAAUAUUGAAUAAAAUCACUGAGACUAGGUAAGUUACUAAAAACCAAUAGUGAAAUUAAAUUUUAAUUAACUUAAGUUAAUUUAUAAAUAAACUUAAAGCAAAUUCUUUAGAAAAAGAAAAAAACAAUGAACUUACUUCAAUUUGUAUGCUCUUAAUUAUUCCAUGAACAAGUUUAUAAUUAACGUCCCCAAGUCUGAAUAAGAUUAAUGUGAUCUUUAGCUAUCUAAUCUAUGUGAAAUGUUUGUUUUAUAUUUAUAUACUGUUUUUUAAUCUUUGUCUGAUAGUCAAAACAAAUAAAAUUAUUCGGUUAUCCGCUGGAGACGUAUCAAGUGUGGACCCGCGACAAUUAUUUGUUGGGACUGGAGCGAAUACCGCACCACGGUAAACACGGUGCAAACGGCAUUAUCGGUAAACCCGUUCUGCUUUUGCACGGCCUUUAUUUAUCGUCCGCCAUAUUCACAUUGAACAACUCUUCACUCAGUAAGUAGAAAGUAAGCAAUUAGUAAAUAAGUAAACAACAUAAUUUUAACUAUUUUAACAACAUGUAAAAAUGAAAAAAGAAUAGUACGUUUUAGAGAAGAACUUUGCGAUGUGAUAAAUACUGUGAUGAUAACUAGGGCACAGAUGUUGUUGCACUUGCAACUUUUUUCUCCCUUUUCAAUUUAUUGUUAAGUAUGUUUUGAAUACAUAUCAUGUAAGUACGAAUUCAAAUCUAGAAGUUUUAAGUGCAAUGUUUUGCAAUUUUUGCAAUUUUUUCAAUUUUAUUGAAUUUACUCAUUUACACAACUAGUUUAGCUAUAGACGACACUUGACAAUUGUAUAGAUAAGAUUAUAUUUUAAUAUUUCCAGCCAUAAAAUCUAAUAAUGGUAUCAUAUUUUAAUUUUAAUAAUUCCAAGUUGGUAAGUAUUCAAUAUAAUACAAAAAUAAUUUGUGGAAUGUGGCUGUUUAACUGAUAUAAUCUGUUCUUCAGUCACUUCGUGAAUUUUGGUUGAUCGUGUUCUGUUAUUGUUUUGUAAAUAUACCAAAAAUUAAGCCAACUAUUUACAUUUUUGUAUGAAAAUUGUUCGUUUUUAGUGCAAUACUACAAUCAAUUUCAAUAGUUUUACUACUAUAAUAUCCGUGCUCUAAUUAUAACCUAAAAAGAUAUGCUAGACUAAUUUUUAACACCAAUAAGCACACAGGUGUCCAAAAAUAUGGAAAAUUAAUAUAAUUUUUAGAGGUGGAGAAUUUACGUAAAAAAUACCGGUAAAUUUACUAAUAAAGUGAUAUAAAUAUAAGUGGUAAAAUAGCUAAAUUUGCUUAAUAAAAUAUUUUCUAAUCAGUAAUAUUUAAUAUUCUGAUAAAUUUACAACACACAUCUCUGAUAAUUUGUCCCAUUUUUUUUUUUUUUUUUUUAUAUAUCUAUUUCUAUGAUAAUUUAUUUAAAAUACAAUAGUGACAAUAUUUUUUUGAUUAAGUAAAAAUUGUGUUUAUUUUGAAAUCGUUUAACAUCAAUUAUUUUAUUUCAUUUUUAAAACCAACAACAAGUCAAAUGAUCAUAUCAAAUUGAUGUUACUACAAAUAUUAUAUAUUUGAAACGUAUGAUUUUCUUUCUGCCCUAUGUGGCCCUACAGCCCUACCCUACAUUAUAGUUCUUUACGAUUUAUUUAUGCCAACAAGUUGUUUUCUUUUUUAUGUCCAUAUAACUAUUAACUUGUAAUUGAGUACAAGUUUAUACCAUGUGCAUGGUAAUGAGUUAACGGCUAUAAUACAUUUCGUUCGCAUAAUAUAAAACAUUAUUAACAUUGAAAUAAUAUACAUGGUUGAUUGACAAUAUCUCGUACUAAAGUGUAUAACAAUAUAAAUACCAAUAACACGCGUCUACCUAAUAUCGAUAGUACUACAUUAAAUAUUGAAACAAUGAAACGUUUAUGUUUUAGGUUUCGUUCUGUCGGAUGCCGGAUUCGAUGUUUGGCUGUUUAACGCCAGAGGCGUAGGCCUGUCGAGAACGCUAAGUAUUUAUAAUGGGCCGGGAUCGCCAGCAAGAAUGAACAAAAUAUCGUGGGACUUCAGGUAACGGAUCUCAUUUAAGUAAUUAUACCUACUUACAAUACCUCCAUGUUCGACUAAAACGUAUAACGGUCAUAUCUACUCAUGCGAGUAUUAUUAUGACAAUAUUAUUAUUACUUACGAUGAAACGAUCAAUACAUUUUUCGGAAAGUUAAAAGCCAGAAGUAAGGUACGCACUUUACAUACGUAAAGCAAGAUACUCAAAAAAUAAUAUCAUGAUACAUACAUUUUGUUUAUCUAGAUACAAGAUACGUUGUGAAAUUAAAAAUGACACUAGAUACAAGAUAUAUAAUAUAUUUUUAAAUUGCAUUUUGUAAACUUUUAUGUAUCUAAUUUUGUCAAAUUUUUGCAAUAAUAUUAAUAAUAAUAUCCAGUGCUAGAAUUUGGAAAAUUUAAGAAGGGGUCUACUAAAUUAAAUUUAAAAAACUUCUUUUUCUAAAAAUCACGUUACUUUUGCCUAAGUAUUGUAGAAAUUAUUUUACCUAUAAGUUGCGCGUUACUUACUUAUACCGGUAUGGGUAUGAUAAUAAUUAACAACGUUAUUGUGCAGCCUAUGAAAAAUAAUUUUCUUUUAAUUGAAUAAAAGAAAAACAGAGACUAUACAUUAAAAAAAAAAAAAACCAUUGUUCAAAUUCUUUUUUUUUUUUUUUUUUAUAUCUAUAUUUUAAACAACAAAAUAAACCUAUAUAUGUUUUAAAACCGAUUUAAAAUAAAAACUGAUUUAAUGUACAAUAUUUGAUAUAAUAUGCCACCUUAAUAUUUUAAUGUUAUUAUUAGUAAAAUUAGUUUUUCUUUUUUUUUUUAAAACUUUAGUUUUCAUGAGAUGGGUGUAUAUGAUAUGACUUCUACAAUAGACUUUGUUCUGAAGAAGACGGGAUAUUCCAAAUUGGAUGUUUUGGGAUACUCUUUAGGAACAACUAUAGCCCUCACUUGUCUUUCCGAAAGACCAGAGUACAAUUUGAAAAUCAAUAAACUCAUUCUCAUGGCUCCAACGUCUAGACUAAAAUCAGCAGGCAUGCCAAUCGGCCUCUUUAGACAAUUUUCCAAAAUUAUAAACGUAAUCUCCAUUUAAUAAAUAUGUCCAUGAAGUUAUUAUAAAUAGUAAUCUACUACCACGAUACUCAUGAUGUAUUUAUUUUAUUAUUGCAAUAUUAUAAUAAUCUAAUAUAUUAUUUAUAUUAUACUUUAUAGGUUUUAUUAUAUGGAUUUAAUUUCAUGCCGUACACUGAAGAUCCAGAUACCACAUACGAUUUAAUUCGACGAAUGUGUACAAAUAAAAAUGUGUUUAUGGCUUGUAGAACAUUUAUUGAUCUGGCACAAGGAAUCAGCUUACCAAUGAACAAUGUACACAAUGAUAAAACAAAUAUGCAUAUAAAGUAUUGUUACAAAAUAUAAAUAUACAGGGUGAUUCACUCAACUGGAAACAUUCAUUAUCUCGGAAAGUAUUAACUUUUUAUUGGAAUUAGUUUUAUAAAUUUAAGAAACAAGCAGUUCUACAAUUUCAUAAACAUUUUUAUAUAUUUAUUAUAUAUUUAUGAAAUACAUUUUAACACAAAAAUUUAUUUUAACUAAUACUUCAUCUAUGUAUGGAAUUUUUGAUAUAGGUUGCCAUUUGAAAAUUCUAAGUAGGUAUUCGUUUUGCCUCCAAAAAUAAGGGUUUAAAAAAAAAUUAUAAUGUAACAUUUUAGAACUAUUUGAUCUUAAGUUUUCAAAAAAAAAAUAUAUUCUAAAAAAAGUUAAUACUUUCCGUGAUAGUGAAUGUGUCCCAGUUGAGUGAAACAAUCUGUACAUAUAAACAAGUAUCCCGCAAAGGCAUAAACAUUAAGAUAUUUUGGAAAGUGUAAACUAUUUUUUUCUUUUUUGACAAUUUAAAAAAUAAGUAUCUUUAAUAUGUUACUUUACCACUAUUUAUAGGGAUGAACCGACUACCUUUUUCGAGUUCCCUAGUUUGUGCGUUGAAUUUCUGACGUGGAUCUUUCUGUCGCAGCUAUCAGCCUUUCUAGUUUCUUGUUCAUCUCCUGCAACUCCCUCAGUAUCUCGGUGGGGACUUCGUUACUUUCUCCGAACACAAGCAUCUUCGUGCUUGUCCUUGUUUUGACCUCUGAGCGUACAAAGUUUCCAGAUUGUCCUAAUGCUCCCGAUGCCUGGUAGUAUGUAAGCGCACAGUGGUACAGGUCUGGAUAGUUGGCGUGAUUUAGAUUCUGCUCUCUUCUAAACAGCCUCGUGUAAGGGAACUUGUCCCCCUCUUUUCGUUGGAGAUCGUUAAAGAUUUUGUUAAACGCAAUUGCGUCGGUGCGUACAGCAGGGAUGAACCGACUACCUACUUUUGAUUUUCAAAUGAAAACCUAUAUAAAAAAUUCCAUAAAUAGACCCAGUGUUAAAUACAUAAAUAUUAAAUAUAAAAGUGUUAAAUUCAUUUUGGGGUUGAAUUUUUUGAUUUUCAUGAACCCAUUGAUGAGAUAUUUCAUUUUUAAUUUUGGGUAGUUAUUACAAAAAUUUUCCAUUUGAAAAUCAAUAGUAAGUUCACCUCCUUUGAAGGAUAAGGGCAACGGCAACAAAAAAAUCGUAAUGUACCAUUUUAGAGCUUGUUUCUUAAAUUGUCAAAAAAAAUUCCAAAAAAAGUUAAUACUUUCUAAGACAUUGCAAUGUUUAUAUUUCCGUGGGAAAUUCUAUAUUUAUAUUAAAUAUAUAAUAAUACUAUUAUCUUUUAUAAUAAUAACUAGCUGUCCCACUCGGCUUUACCUCUGCAAUAAAAAAAUGCCUGAAUAAAGUUAUUAGAUAAAUAUAUAUAUAUGAUAUUACUAUAGGUUUUUUUUAUAAAUACACAAGGUGUUUCUAAAAUGAAUCAUGAUUCAUUUUAGAAACAUGAGGAAUGAAGGUAUGCGUGAGGUGUCUGAAUAGCGAUUUUUUUUAAAUUUAUUUUUCUGUCUCCAAAAUCUGAGUCUUAUCAAUUUAUCAUUAGGAUAUUAUCUUGAAAGUAAAAAUAAAUACCAAGAAAAUAUCCAAGAACAUUUUUUUAAAAUCCUUUUUUAUUUCACAAAACUUGUUCAAUAUGACCUAUUAACUACGGUUCACUUGUUCACUUUUUCACGUGACGUUGUAAUGAAUUCCAAAUUUUUUAUAAAAAAAUAAUAACACUGUUUUAGAGAUGGACAAAAAUUCAAAACACAUCGUCAUUGGGAUUACCCACUGAGUAUAAUAUGUAUUUACUUAGUUUUAAUGAAUUUAGAAUAGGAUUGAAGAGAUUAUUUUUGUUUAGGACACCAUUUUGAACAUUGUGUCUUUGUUUCCACAACCAAUGUCUACCAAAACACUAAGACAUAUGCUUCAGCUGUUAACGCAUGGUGAGUAAAACAUAAUCGUUUAAGUUAUAAAUUUAAUAAAAUCAUUUCAUUUCACCCGUUCACAAAAAUUCAUAAUUACAUAGAAAACACAUAAUUAUUAUUAUUUUAAGUACCUAUAGUAAAAUAGAUUUAAAAUAAUACCUAUAAAAUAAUUAUUACAGUAAAUCGCUCAGCAAUUGAUAAAAUUAUUUUAUCUACGCAUACUUAAUACUUAUAAUACAUAUAAUGUAUAGUUCAGUUCAAUAAUUAUAGUGCCAAAAAAUGAGAUGAAUUAAGUCGUACACACUUUUUAUUUGAUAUUUACUUAUUUUCUUUAUUUCAGGAAGCUUUCGUCAUUAUGAUUAUGGGCCCUAUGGAAACUUGUUGCGGUAUCAUUCAAUAACACCAUCAAAUUAUGAUUUGUCCAAAAUUACUGCACCUACAUUUAUUAUACAUUCGAAAAAUGAUACGCUAGUUCCUCCAGAGGUGAUAAAAUACUUAAAUAAUUAUUUAAAAACAUAAAUGUUUAUGUUUUUGUAUUAUCUAUAAUAUGAUCAAGUUCAAACAAUAUUUGUCUGAUGGUCUAAUAAUUUCUAUGACGAUUGAAUAUUCAACACACGUUUAAUUUGUACCUGAUACAAACAUUAAAAAUCGCAAGAGAAAAAUACUAUUUCUCUAUUUUACCUUACUAUCAUUUUAAUCUGUAUAUUGUUCAUUUUUAAAAUGUAGUUAUCGUAUUUCAGGAUGUAAAAUGGCUCAUAAGUCAACUACCAAACAUAAAAGACGUAUACUACAUUGACAAAAUACCGUGGGGUCACCUCAGCUUUUCAUUAAGCCCGAUAAUGAAGCAAGUUGUUAACUCAUACAUAGCAAAUAUACUGUUAAAUUAUAAUGCAUGAUGCCGUGCAUAUUGAAUUAAUUAUACGAUACUAUCAACGAGAAAAGUUGUAUUCUGUUUAUACAUGUCUGUAAUAAUAAACACCCGUACACAACAGAGCUCCGUUACUAGAGUUUUCUCCAAGCCGAUUUGUUGCGAUUACGAUUUACGAUAAUUGAUUUAAAAUAAUUAUGGUUGCUAAAAUAGUUAAUGAAUGUUAAAAGUAUUAUGUUAAAUAGUAAUUUAAAUUAAAUG
This is a messenger RNA of Cinara cedri, 10108 nucleotides long. Lineage: Eukaryota; Metazoa; Arthropoda; Insecta; Hemiptera; Aphididae. The record is from the annotation of a GenBank genome assembly.